This is a messenger RNA of Diabrotica virgifera virgifera (western corn rootworm), 3182 nucleotides long. RefSeq lists its product as uncharacterized. NCBI's taxonomy places the organism in Eukaryota, Metazoa, Arthropoda, Insecta, Coleoptera, Chrysomelidae. The transcript has 2 exons. The record is from RefSeq and is a predicted model, not a curated record. Bases 256 to 2928 code for a protein of 890 amino acids.
AUGCUUAAGAUGUGAUACCGCGUAUCUGCAAUUUUUGACAAAAUGAGUUUUAUUGCUUAUUGCAUGUAAAAAAUACUCUGUCAUAUUGUGGUGAAAGCGCUAAUUUGACCUAUACAGUUUGAAUGAGUAACGUGAUUAGUAGUGACAUCUGGUAUAGGUAAGCUGAAUAUAUUUUAAUGUGACAGCGCGUAUCUGAAAUCUGAAUUAGUUGACAUAGUAACGUGCUGUGGUAACAUUGUGUUGAUAAAGAUUAAAAUGAGUACCUCUAGAGGUCGUCAAAUGGUAACAAAUGCAAGAAAUGACGUAAUAGUUCACGUUUUAAACAAUAAUAUCAAGGACACCAUUAAGUGUGCCAUAAAAACAAACAAUGAAGAAGCCACAGUAUUGGAAAAUACCGAUGCGGAUGAGCUGGGACCUACAUUAUUAUCUUUGGAACAAGAGGUUGCCGCAGCCAAUCUGCUUUUAUUGGGGGAGUCUGCAGUAACAAACGAAACGUUUUCGACAGACAUAAACAAUGUUACUGAUGGAUUGCCAAAGGAAUCUGAUUUUGAAAAAGUGAGUAACUGGCUAAGGAAUAUUGACAAUGAACGUUUAGAUUGUGACGUAAUAUUAGAAACGGUUUCCAAUGAAAUUUCGACAAAUGAGCUCUCCAGGGACAAAACACAUCUAGAAGAAUUAAGAAAUGACGUUGCACUAAACCACCAAGGUAUUUUAAAUGAAGUGAUGUCGAGCUCAUCGUCUGUAAUUGCUGAUCAGAUUGAUGAAUCGUGGUUGCCAGAAAACGAAAAUAAGUCAGAUUACUCAACUAGUUCGGAAGAAGGCAAACAACAAGAAGGGGAAGAUUUAGAUUGUGACGCAAUAUUAGAAACGGUUUCCAAUGAAAUUUCGACAAAUGAGCUCUCCAGGGACAAAACACAUCUAGAAGAAUUAAGAAAUGACGUUGCACUAAACCACGAAGGUAUUUUAAAUGAAGUGAUGUCGAGCUCAUCGUCUGUAAUUGCUGAUCAGAUUGAUGAAUCGUGGUUGCCAGAAAACGAAAAUAAGUCAGAUUACUCAACUAGUUCGGAAGAAGGCAAACAACAAGAAGGGGAAGAACCAGUAGCAAGAGCCGAUAAUGACGGUAACAACGAAAAUAAAAAAGCUCGAAAAAGAAUAGCAGAUAUCAACGAAUGGCACGAUAUUAAAAAUAAAAGACUAAGACAACACGGAAAAAAAUAUAUUGGCUGGACAAGGGUUGGAAAGACAGCGAAAAGAGGAACACCUAGAAAUGAAAAACAAAUGGGACCAGUCUGCUUAUCCUCCGUAUGUAAAAAAUCCCCAGUAAGGCAGUGUCAAGAUUUAAAUGAAGAGGACCGAAAAGAACUUUUCAACAACUUUUGGAACAAUCUCACAUGGGACCAGAAAAAAAUCUAUAUCGCUUCUCUGGUUUGCAAAAAAGAAAAAAACAGAAAUACAAAGAAAGAGACUGAAGAAUCAAGGAGGAAAAAUACAUUAACCUACACACUUAAAACAUUAGAUGGCAAGAUUUUGACUGUUUGCAAAAAGUUAUUUUUGUCAACGUUUGCUCUUACAGAACAUUAUGUAUUUAACUGUUUGACAUCAGAAACAAAGCAUGGAAUGAUAGCAGCAACAGAGGUAAAUAAUGAGAGAAGAAGAGAGAAGAGAAAAAUAGCAGAGAUCCAAAAAGAAACUCAAUGCAAUAAGUCCAGUAACAGCGCCAAAGAUGUAUUGCGUAAUUUUUUAGAUUCUCUUCCGAAACUCCCUGCUCACUAUUGUCGCAAAUCUACAAGUAAAUUAUAUAUUGAGCCUAUUUUUGGAGACAAUAUGAGCAAAGUAUACCAGGAAUAUUCCAGAAUGUGCCGUGAACAAAAUAAGGAAUUGAAACCAGUUUCAAGAUACACUUUUGAUUUAAUGGUAAAAGAAAAACAUAUUUCCUUCCACAUACCAAAAAAAGAUCGUUGUGAUACAUGCUGCAGUUAUGAAACAAAUAAUCUAGAUGAGAAUGUCUAUAAGAAGCACAUUAACAACAAAGAAAAAGCAAGGCAAGAAAAGGAGAACGACAAACAGGCAGGGCAUGUAAAACAAUGCAUUGUCCUAACACAAGAUCUUCAGGCAGUAAAAGUAUGUCCCAUGUUAAAUGCAUCGGCUUUAUACUAUAAAACAAAACUUUGCUGUCACAACUUUACCAUAUUUAAUGUUAAUACUCAUCAUGUAAGAUGCUACUGGUUUACAGAAACAGAAGCUGACCUAUCCGCCAAUACCUUUGAAACUUGUAUCACUGAUUACUUGUUAGACCUCUGUCCUGUAAAUAUUCCUAUUAUUAUUUGGAGCGAUGGUUGCACCUAUCAGAAUAGGAAUGCUACAUUGUCAAAUGCGCUUCUAUCUUUUAGUGUCGAAAACAAUGUUAUUAUCUACCAAAAGUAUCUUGAGCGUGGCCACACACAAAUGGAGGCCGAUUCCGUUCACGCUCAAAUAGAAAAGACAGUAAAAUAUAAGUCUAUUUAUCUUCCAAGUGAUUAUAUCAGACUCACAAAGGAGUCGAGGAAACAAACACCAUACCAGACAAAAGAGGUCACUUAUGACUUUAUCAAAAUUUUUUCCGAAACUUUAGUAUACCCUUCCAUUAGACCAGGUCGAAAAGUGAACGAUCCAACCGUAACUGAUAUUAAAGUCAUCAAGUAUACGCCUGAUGGAAUCAUCCAAGUAAAAUUAGAUUAUUGUGGUGAGUUUAUAGAUCUACCUACAAGAAAACCUAGAAGUGCAAAAACCAAUGUUUCACAACUAGGCCAGUUUAAACCAUUACGUAACGCUCCUAUCAAAAUAACCAACACAAAAUAUAAUCACUUACAGCAACUUAAAAGUGUAAUUCCUAAAGACUGCCAUGGUUUCUACGACACCUUGCCUCACGAGAGUAAACAGAAGAAUUAACAACGUAUUUGUUGUUUUAUUGAUUUUAGUGUUUUCUGCAUUUUUUAAAUAAAUAUUUUAAGUCAAUAAAUUUCUUUCUCCCACACAAAUAACAAAUUGCAAUAUUUACAUUUGGUAGUGAUUACACGUAAUCCUCCUCUAACCAACAAUUAAACAAUAGUGAUUCUACGUAUCUGCAGCUUUUUGUUAAUGAGAUUAUAUUAAAAGAAAUGAUAUACAAAAUAUUAAAAGAAAUGAUAUAUGAUGAUAAAAAA